AUGACAAAGGGGAGGACAUCAUUUGGAAAGUGUUGCAAUAAGACAUGCACAUUGUGCCACCACUGUGGCUCUAAGCCCUACCACCCUUGGAAGUAGACCUGUGGCAAAUACUAUCCUGCCAAGAGGAAAAGAAAAUAUCACUGGAGUGCCAAGGCUAAAAGACAAAAUCCCACUGGGGCUGGUCGAAUGAGGCAGCUGAAAAUUGUCUACCCCAGAUUCAGGCCUGGAGUCCGUGAAGGAACAUCACCUAAAGCCAAGAGCACAGCUGUUGCAGCAACCAGCUCCUCUUAAGGAU
This is a messenger RNA of Lontra canadensis (Northern American river otter), 295 nucleotides long. RefSeq names its product 60S ribosomal protein L37-like. Lineage: Eukaryota; Metazoa; Chordata; Mammalia; Carnivora; Mustelidae. Gene Ontology annotation, biological process: translation. Gene Ontology annotation, molecular function: structural constituent of ribosome; RNA binding. The record is from RefSeq and is a predicted model, not a curated record. Gene Ontology annotation, cellular component: ribosome; cytosolic large ribosomal subunit.